AUUUUAGCUACCGUCCAUCUUCAGCUACAUUACAGUGAGCGAGCUUGUCGAAAAGAAAACACAAUUUGGAAGUAAAGAAGACUUUCUGGAAUUAGUUUUGGCUGUAUUUGAAAAAAGACAAACGAAAGCCCAUACCAUAGACGGAAUGUGGACAUUGUCGUAGUCAGAGCCAUGGCUGACAAGAGAAAACUUCAAGGUGAGAUCGACAGAUGUUUGAAAAAAGUAGCUGAAGGUGUGGAACAGUUUGAAGACAUCUGGCAAAAGCUCCAUAAUGCAGCCAAUGCAAACCAGAAGGAAAAAUAUGAGGCUGACCUCAAGAAAGAGAUAAAAAAACUACAGCGACUGAGAGAUCAGAUAAAAACAUGGGUGGCCUCGAACGAGAUCAAAGACAAAAGGCAGCUAGUCGAAAACCGCAAACUUAUAGAGACGCAAAUGGAGCGGUUCAAGGUGGUGGAACGUGAAACAAAAACAAAAGCCUACUCAAAAGAAGGCUUGGGGCUCGCUCAGAAAGUGGAUCCAGCUCAGAGGGAAAAAGAGGAAACGGGACAGUGGCUAACAUGUACGAUAGACACUCUAAAUAUGCAGGUGGAUCAGUUUGAAAGUGAGGUGGAAUCUCUUUCAGUUCAGACAAGAAAAAAGAAGGGCGACAAAGAUAAACAGGAUCGCAUUGAGGAGCUCAAACGAAUGGUUGAAAGGCAUCGAUUUCACAUUCGCAUGUUGGAGACCAUUUUACGAAUGCUGGACAAUGACUCGAUAGCGGUGGAUUCAAUCCAGAAGAUCAAGGAUGAUGUUGAUUACUACAUCGAUUCCUCCCAAGACCCAGACUUUGAAGAGAAUGAGUUCAUCUACGACGACUUAGACCUGGAAGACAUCCCAUUAGUGGCAACUUCUCCGUCAGGUCAGGGCAAUCUGGAGGAUGAGAUGUUUCUGCACUCCAGCAGCACUCCCACUUCCACAACCUCCUCUUCACCCAUUCCUCCGUCCCCGGCCACAUGCACUGCUGAGAACUCAGAGGACGAUAAGAAAAGGGGACGCUCGACAGACAGUGAGGUUAGUCAGUCACCUGUAAAGAAUGGCACCCCGUCCUUGCUAUCUUCCUUCUCGUCCUCCACGACAUCCGGGUCCUCCUCAUCCUCCUCUCUCGUUUCCAUGGCGAGUGUUGUCGGAGGCAUUCCAGCGGUUCCCACAAGCAGCAGUCUCAUAGGGAGCUUCAGCAGUGCGGUUCAGCAGCAUCAGCAUCAACCUGCACAGCAGCAGCAGCAGCCUCAGCCACCAAAUCAACCGCAGCAGCAACAACAGCAACAGCCACCUCAGACAAAACCCUCUGUCCCCUCAAACAACACCCCCAGCCCGCCCAGCAACCCUCUCCUCCCAGCCUCAACGGCCCCCUCUCUCCCCACGCCCAGCGCACCCAUUUCCAUAGCUCCCAUCUCUCAAUCACAGCUCAUAUCCGUGCCCACCCCGGGAUCCAGUUUGGGACUCGGGCUGGGGCUGGGUUUGAGCAAAAUUGGCCUGUCGGAGACCAGCAGUGCCAACCAAAUGUCUGGUUUGGGUCUAGGUGGCCACCCCUCUCACUUAAGCACACUGGCAGGGCUCAUUUCAGGCUCCACAUCUGCCCCGUACGCUCAAGCAGCAGCAUCAGGAGGCUUGGGUUUGAGCAGCACCUCUCAGUCCAGCAUUUCAGCAGAGAGCAGCAUUUCCAUCCCCACCUCUGGCUCCAGUGGAGUCACCACCAACGGGGCGGGGAUCGGGCUCGGCUUGCUAGGUUCCAGCCCGGCCCAUAACUCUUUGAGUGGGAGUAUUCUGGGUCUGAUUCCUGGGCAAAAUGUAGCCCCCGGUGCUUCCCAGUUACCCCCGAGUUCUGUCAGCACUACACCCGGAGCAGUUGGCAUGAUGGGAGGCAGUGGAGGGAAUGUCGGUUUGGUUGGAGGAGUGAAUGCUGCUCCUGCGAGACCACCGAGUGGCCUGAAGCAGAAUGGAACCACAAGUUACAGUGCUGUAGUGGCAGAGAACUCGACAGAAUCAGCUCUAAGCACACCGAGCCAGUCACAAAGCAGCCAGCCUUCGUCACUCAGCUCUUCAAACAGUCAGCCGAUGGACAACGGCUCCAGUUUAAUCAGCUCCAUCACUCUGCCUCCCAGCUCUCCGUCCCCCUCAUUCUCUGACGGCACACCCGGUGGAGGGAGUCUUCUCAACGGGCCCCACUCCUACACACAGGCCUCUGAGGCUCUCAAGGCCCCAGAGCCUCUCAGCUCUCUGAAGGCGAUGGCUGAGAGAGCAGCGCUGGUAUCCGGUCUGGAUGGAGAGAUUCCCAACCUGCACCUAACAGAGAGAGGUCGGAACGAUAUCUUCUCUGGUUCGUCUGCACCGCCCUGCACACCUGCCGCCCCUCAGCCGUCCGUGUCGGAAGUCAGCAUUCCCCCCUCGCUAGGGGUCUGUCCACUGGGCCCCACCCCCCUCCCAAAAGACCAGCUCUACCAGCAGGCCAUGCAGGAGUCAGCAUGGACGCACAUGCCCCACCCCUCCGACUCCGAGAGGAUCAGGCAAUACCUGAUGAGGAAUCCGUGUCCCACACUACCCUUCCACCAUCAGAUACCCCCGCACCACUCUGACUCCAUAGAGUUCUACCAGAGACUGUCCACAGAAACUCUGUUUUUCAUCUUCUACUACCUGGAGGGCACCAAGGCUCAGUAUCUGUCUGCCAAGGCUCUGAAGAAACAGUCGUGGAGGUUUCACACAAAGUACAUGAUGUGGUUCCAGAGGCACGAGGAGCCCAAGACCAUCACUGAUGAGUUUGAGCAGGGCACGUACAUUUACUUUGACUAUGAGAAAUGGGGCCAGAGGAAGAAGGAGGGAUUCACCUUCGAGUACAGGUACCUCGAAGACCGAGACCUGCAGUGACGGACAAUGGGACACGAAAGGACAGAGAGACAAAACGUGCUGCUGUUGACAUUCCGAGACUGAACUUCAAACUGUGGAUAGAGAUUGUGAUGUGUAGUAGAAACCCUCUCCUAAAAUGGAGACUGGUGUCUGUAUAGGCUGCAUCUCUACGUGGAGCCCUCACUCCUCCUGUAGCACUUUGCAUUUGACAAAAAUGCCCUGUGGGUCUGAUCAAAUGCAUGGUGCUGCAGGAGCCAGGGGGGCUCUCACUAGAGAUCUGCGUUUGUGCCUGUCUGUGUGCACACUCAGUAUGUGGCAUUAGGAAAGCCUACCCCAUGCAUGUUUCUCAUGUUUUGUUUUAUUUUUCCGUUUCAACAAGAUUCUCUGUACCACCUACCCAACAUGAGCCUGGAAGCCUUCGACUUGACACAAAACAAACCUUGGAUUUGGUUUAGUAAACUGCCCAUCUUGUAUUUACGGUUAGGUGGUUUUAAAUGGGGAGGUACAGUGGACAUUUAGUCAUGGUGUGUAGGACUGGCUUCUUUUAAGACCCUACGAUGCCUGUUGAAUAUGGUCACUAUUAGAGAUAGUGAGCGGUUAUCAAUAGUUUUAUUGAUAUUGUCUUGGUCGAUUUAACGCUGAUUGAGAGUGACCACAGGGCCUCUCCCUGUGACAGGGAAAGAGUCCUUAUUGGACAUGGAUUAAAUUGCUAUGCAAUUGAA
Eleginops maclovinus (Patagonian blennie) is the source of this 3602-nucleotide messenger RNA. It is a transcript of the gene cnot3a, whose product is annotated as CCR4-NOT transcription complex, subunit 3a. The transcript is spliced from 18 exons. Gene Ontology annotation, cellular component: CCR4-NOT core complex; P-body; nucleus. The record is from RefSeq and is a predicted model, not a curated record. Bases 172 to 2901 code for a protein of 909 amino acids. Lineage: Eukaryota; Metazoa; Chordata; Actinopteri; Perciformes; Eleginopidae. Gene Ontology annotation, biological process: nuclear-transcribed mRNA poly(A) tail shortening; regulation of DNA-templated transcription; regulation of stem cell population maintenance.